Messenger RNA from Mytilus californianus (California mussel), 8134 nucleotides. RefSeq names its product sodium- and chloride-dependent transporter XTRP3-like. The transcript has 9 exons. The record is from RefSeq and is a predicted model, not a curated record. Bases 118 to 2157 code for a protein of 679 amino acids. NCBI's taxonomy places the organism in Eukaryota, Metazoa, Mollusca, Bivalvia, Mytilida, Mytilidae. Gene Ontology annotation, biological process: sodium ion transmembrane transport. Gene Ontology annotation, cellular component: membrane.
UUCCACUCAUUCAUUCAUUCAAACUACUGUAGUAGUAACAGUGGCGCUGCUCUGUUUACGUUGAUCCAGGCAAAUCUCAUUAAUUAAUCUAACGGAUUUAAAAAUAAAACUUAUAUAAUGGGUAAAAAAGAGAAAAAUAUUACUGUAGAAACUAAAAAGUUAUAUUCUGAUGAUCCAGGAUUAGAAGUAACGAUUGAAAGAGAAGUAAAUGAAAAACCACGUGUUGCUUGGGAUUCUAAAUUACAAUAUUUUUUUAUGGUUAUAUCCUACGCUGUUGGAUUAGGAAAUGUCUGGAGAUUUCCUUACCUCUGUCAAAGAAAUGGAGGAGGAGCAUUUCUCAUCCCUUACCUCAUUAUGUUGUUCAUCGAAGGAAUGCCACUACUUUACCUCGAAUUUGCCGUCGGACAGCACUUCCGGCGAGGCAGCAUCGGCGUUUGGACGAAAGUUCAUCCUUAUCUCGCUGGCAUUGGCGUUGCCAGCGCUGUGACAUCAUUUAUGGUGGGCAUAUAUUACAAUGCCAUUAUAAUGUGGUGCUUUUAUUAUGUUGCCAACUCCUUCCAAUAUCCACUACCGUGGUCCGACUGUGAACGAAUUAACGGUACAAUAAAAGAUAUAGAGUGCGAAAAAGGAGGACCGACUUCGUACUUUUGGUACAGACAAGCUUUAGACAUUUCGCCAGGAAUCGACGAGAGUGAUGGCAUCAAAUGGAAAAUGUUACUAUGUCUGCUGUUUGCCUGGGCAGUUAUUUAUGCCUGUAUAUGGAAAGGCAUAAAGUCCUCAGGCAAGGUUGUUUAUGUUACAGCUACGUUUCCGUAUAUAGUACUUAUCAUAUUUUUUGGACGUGGUAUAACUUUAAGAGGAGCUACGGAUGGCCUGUUGCAUCUAUUUACUCCAAAGAUUGAAAGACUUGGAGAUCCACAAGUGUGGCUCGAUGCCGCUACACAGAUCUUUUAUUCAUUCGGUUUAGGAUUCGGGGGACUUAUAGCUUUCUCCAGUUAUAAUCCAAGAAAUAACAAUUGUCAGAGGGACGCAAUCAUUGUGGCAUUAACAAAUUGGUUUACCGCUAUAUUUUCUUCAACUGUAAUAUUUUCAGUUCUUGGGUUUAAAGCAACGCUAAUGUUUGAAACUUGUCAGGACAGAAAUAUAAACCAGUUACUUCAAAUGUACCCCACUCUGAACUCCAGCGAACUUACUAGAGAAGUAUAUCUACAAGAAUACCAGACAAAUUCCUCCAUAAAGAAUUUAUUAUUUAAUGAAACAUUGAUGGGAAAACAAUUCUGGUACUGUGAUUUAAAAGAUGAUCUCAAUAAGGCAGCAGAAGGAACGGGUCUUGCAUUUGUUGUGUUCACUCAGGCCAUUGUCGAAUUUGGUCCAUCAGCUCCAUUCUGGUCGAUUAUUUUCUUUUUGAUGCUCCUGUCACUGGGUAUCGGCAGUGAGUUUGGGACGUUGGAAGGUGUCACAACAUCUAUCUAUGACAUACAAGGUGUACCGAUACUUCAAAAGAAAUGGUUGGUCUCAGGAAUAUUAUGUUUAGUGAGUUGUUGCAUUGGAGUUAUUUUUGUACUUGGAAGCGGUUCCUACUGGGUUGCCUUGUUUGAUUCCUAUGCAGGUUCAUUUCCAUUAAUUACAGUUGCCUUAUUUGAAAGUAUUUCUAUAGGAUGGGUUUAUGGAGUAGACAGGUUUGCAGAUGAUGUUAGACAGAUGAUUGGAUCUCCCAUCAGUCGAUAUUGGAAGAUAACGUGGAAAUUUGUGGCUCCUUUUAUGAUAGCUGGAUUGUUGUUGGCUACAUUUAUCAGUAAAAUUGUAAAUCCAAUUACAUACACUGUUUAUGACAAGUCAGAGGCUUCAACCAAAGAUAGUCCAUAUCCCUGGUUUGCUGGCAUGAUAGCGUCUAUUCUUGUAUUAAGUUCUGUCCUUUGUAUUCCUGGCAAUGCAUUGUUGCGUAAAUUUGGAAUAUUGAAAAUGAGUUAUUCCAAGAAAGUACAAGCUGAUAUGCAUGGUGUGACAAGUUCAACUGUAGCAUUUUCUAGGACAGGGGAUGACGAAGAGGACAGUGAUUCAGGUCAUAAUUCAGAGGAACUAGUUACUGCGCCUUUUCUAGAAAAUAAAGACACAAGUUGUGCUAUAGAAGAAGAAGAAGAUAAUGUAAAACUUUAAGAAUAAUUCUUCACCUUAAGUCAAUUGUAUAUUCAGCUGUUGUUAUAACUUAUCACUUUUCAAGAGAUAUAUUUAAAGUUUCCUAUGGAAGUCGAGAGUUUUAGUCAAAAGUUACUGGAAGCAUUUAUGCUACCGAGAUUAUUUUACAUAAAGGCAGCAUUUCAUUGAAUAUUUGACUUUUAGCUGUAUAUUAGUUAAGGUAGGAAAGGUGUUUUGCACAUUAAAGAAUCCUUUAGAAGUCACAAAACUAAUGCAAAAUGAAAGUACAAAAAAAGAGGGGGAGAUAUUUUAAACCAAAUAUCAAUCAAAAACUUACAAAAAGAAAAGGCAAACAAGCAUUGGUCUUCAAAAGACUACACAGAAAACUUAAGAUUGAGCAACAAAGAACACCACCAAUAACUGCACAUGAACGGUGAUAUAUCCUUCAUUUUUCUAGUAAAACGUUGUUUACCCAGUUUACAGUGUUGAUCUACCAAUGUUUCAAAAUCCUCAAAUAAACUGAUAAAGAUGUCCAAACUGAGUUUAAAAAAAUAUUCAUUUGGGUAUAAAUUUAUCAUAUUAAAGAAAGUAAUUGUUCAACCAGGAGUACAGCAAUCCAUUGUUAAAUGUUUUACUUUUAUACAUGUAUCUGCACCUUUAUUGAUAGUUCCUUUACUAAUACACAAAUUCUAUAAAAAUGCCUGUUGAGGAAAGUUUGACCAUGGAUAAUGGUUAAACCUGCAUUUAGAAUUUUUAAAUAAACAGACUACUAGUAUACAAAACAUGAAAUUAAAGAUGUCCAAAAAGAAGUAAUGAAAUACUUAGAAAGUUUUCACAGUAUGUUUUCACAUUAUUUAUGAAUAAAUUAAUACAAUCUGCCAAAUCAUUAAUUUUAAUACUGAUAAAUUUUGUAGAUAGUAAAACUUUAUGAUAAAUAAAAACUCCAAGCAGCAAUAUGAAUUCGAAAAAGCCACUUAACUGCAAAUAAAAACAACUUUAAUAGUUCACUUGUUGAUGUCACCGACGCUUAAUUUAAUCUUGUCAGCACAUCCGAAGACUGCCGAGAAGUGAUACCACUUAAAUGGGGAGGUGAGAAAGUGUUUAUUCAUUGAAAUAUUCAUAUGAUGUAAGCUUACGUUAUCACAUCAUCCAUAACUGUGCAUGUGUAAUUAAAUCUCCGAACAUCUUCAAGGCAGAGGUCAUUUGUCUACGACUACCCGCUUGUUGAAUUAUUAUACCGUUCGACAAUAUUUCUGAUGAAGACUUUGUUCUCAUAAUGUUUAAAAGAAGAGGGAUUUCGAUUGAUUAUUUUUUUUUCAUUCGGAUGCGAAACGGCAACAAAAUUUACUGCAGCUUGUAUUAGUUUAAUGUAGUCCUAUAUCAAAUGAUAUAGUUAAACUAAACGUUUUCAUUAUUUUUUAAUCUAGGUAAAAAACCUUUUCAUUGCUCUCGUAACUUCCAAAGUCUUUUGAAUUUUAUAACUUCUAGUACUACUACUUCAUUAUUUAUAUUUUCUUUAUCUUUAAAAUCAUAUCAACACAUUUUUUAGAUUUGAGAUUUGAAUUUGCUUUCUUAUACCCUUUUGAAAAAUAGUAUAACAUUUAUGAUGUGUUUUGGUUUAUGCCAACAUUAUGGUUGUGAAACUCAUAUUGAGCCAGUAAAAACAUGAUCUUGAACAUGGACUUACUUUAUUUGUACUUUUAUCAAAGACAUUUUCUAAAACAUUCUAUAAGGAAGAGCCGCUAUUGCGCACAAGGACAUGUAUCAUGUAUGUUUUAAGUUGAAAAGUUGAAAUUUUCAAAGCAGUUUUAAUGAAAAUUAUGCGGCGUGUACAUAAAAAAUACAAAAUAUAUACAAGAAAUUCUUCUAGGACAAUGAACUUUGGGGAAAACGUAUAUGUUUUAUUCCUCCCCCUGUGAAUCUUAAACAUGCAUGUAAUCAAUUUCAUCAGAAUUUGAAGAAAUAAUAAAUUUAAUAAACUGAUGUUUAGAAAAUACACAGGAUAAAGAUAAGACUGUUUGAUAAACAUACUUUUUUUCACGAUUAAUGUGCAUAAUGGAGUAACACAGACAAUCAACAUUACAAUUUACAUAUACAUGUAGCUUUACAUCAACAAAAGACUAAGAAUAUACGAAAGAAAAAUUACAGUUGUCUUUCCUCUUGUACAAAAUCGUGUAAAUGGCUUAGGAUUAAAAUUCUAAUGUAUAUAGAUAACAGAUAAGAUAACGAAAGUCAUGUAUCAAGAAUUCUACAAUAAGUGGUACAUAAAAUCAGACUUUUGUUUUGAUUAUAUAAUGAUAACUUGCAUAAUGUGUAGCAUGUUUAUUAAAUAUCAAUAGUAAAGAUCUGACGUCAAAAGGCAAAAACUAUCUAUUUUUACAAAAGCCUAUGUAUAAAAUUACCAUCAAGGUCCAAUAUGCAUAUUUGCAAAUCUUUAUGAUAUUAUAGUGACUUUAGAAGAGACAUUUCUUCACUAAAGUGUCCAUAUUUUAUCUUUUUGUUAACCUAUUAAUAAUAAAAUUAUGAUCAAGGCUAAAAUAAGUUAACUUUUUUUUAGUUUCAGCUAUCCUUGACAUGCAACAUUACGUUGUUACAUUUAUUUUGAAUAAAUUCAAUUUAUUUUCUGUUUCAUCAAAAUGUUUUGCAUUGUAAAGUAGUACACUUUAUCAUGAUUUGAUUUAUGUAUUUUACCGCAUUCAUAAUUGUCUUUAUUUAGUUUAUAAUAUUACUGUACUAGUAUUAAAAAAAAACCCUUUUUUACAGACUAAUACUUGUAAUUUUAGUUAAGUAAGAUGUUUUUGGAAGUUAUUUAAAUCGACAUUUUAUAAUUUAAUUAAAGCAUAUAUUUGUUUUCAUUCUACCUGUGCAAUAAAUUGAACUUAGUUUUACAAUUCGCUGCAUAAGUAAAUAUUUUCAAAUGCUUGUUUAUUCCACUGCACCACGUUUUUUAAUACUCAAAACCAAAAUUUUUAGUUUCCAGAAAUUUCUGUACAAAUAGUUUCUUAAUUAGGUCAUAGUAUGUGUUAAUUUUUACUUAUUGAUUAUUUUAUUAUUUAUAUCAUUGAUUGAAAAUUUUACUUAAAUAAUUGUUAAUUAAUUAUUUGUAAUUUGUUUUUGUUGACUACUCUUCUAUUUCAUCUAUUUGAUGUUACUCAAAUUACAUUAAUCUCUUGCAUUUCGUAGUUUCACAAAUUUGAUUAUAUUUAUUAAAAAUAUUCGUUGAUUACAUACAUUUAGUCUCAGAACGUAUCUGUCCACAGUAAUAUUCAAACAUAGAAUUUAUCUACAUUUGGAAAUCAAGCUGAAAAAGUUUAAUGCAUUAAUGCAAAAAAAGAUAAUCAGUUGUUUUAAUUUUAGACUCGGGUAGUAUUAAAAAAACGAAUUGAUUAAAGCCAUAAUCACUGUUCAUGUACAUCGAGUGCCAAUAAUUGUGGUUGUAGAAAGUAUGGAAACAGUUGCAUAUCCACUUAUUCAUAAAUUACAAUAUGAUUAUUUUCAUAAUCAUGAAGAAGACUCUGUAUUUAUUCUAUAGAUUUUUUAAUCGAGAUUCUCCUGUCAAUAUGAUAGGGACAUUUGAGUAAGUUUGCUCUUUCCAAAUCCUUGCUUGAAUCAGUUUUAACUCAUUCUUUUUUGAUACCAAGAUGAAAGAAAAAAAAAUUUGGUUGCUGUUACAGACUCAUCAUGAAUAAAAGUGCUGUUCCUUUGUCCUUGUAUUUCAUGAUAUUUUUGGCUUUGUAUGUCCAUCCCACUUUGUUUGGUUUUGAUUUUUUUUAGCAAAGGCAGGCAAUUCUUCAAAUAUUUUUUAUUUACAUUCAAUUAGGAAUAGAUCUUAGCUUUACAUUAAAUGUUUGGAAACUGAAAGUGUCAGAGAAAUGUUUUGUUGGGAUUAUAGUCUGAAUAGGUUUGGUAACCUGAACCAAUAAUACUAUAUAUUGUGUUUGGGUUUAGUAGAAUAUACUAUUUAUUGAGAAAUAAUGAUUAAACCUUAAAUAAUAUGUCAACUAUUAUUUAGUUAUUAUACGUGUAUUUUUUCUGCUUGAUGCAUAAUAGGUGUGUUGUUUGCAAUGAUUUUAUUGUUUUGUCUGUGAGUUUAUUUAUGUAUAUUCAGCUUUGAGAUAAGACAUUUAUUAUAAUAUACAUCCAACAUGAAGGAAGUUAUUAUUUAAAAAAAAACGAGUCCAGUCUUGGACAACACGGUAUCACUUUGAUUUUUGUAUACUUUCAACAUUGAUGUGAUAUUCCUUUAUUUUUCAUAUUUUCACGGAUAUCAUACACUAUUUGAAGCUUAUGCAUUUGUUUCCAAUGGGGGCAUUAGGAAAAGAUAAAUUUUCCAUAACGUUACAAAUGGAGAAUAAAACUAUUGAUUUUACCACUUUGAAGAAAGUUAGAUUUAGAACAAAUAUUUGCUUUAAUUUGACAUGUGUGGUGGUCCUUCAUUUCUUUCCAUUUAUUUUUAGGCCAUUGUAUGUUUUGUCUUUCAUUCUCUAUUCUUUAUAUUUUAGCACCUCUUUAUCUCUAUUCUCAAUUUAUUUGUCCGAUUUUUCUUUAUUCUUUAUUUUUGGACCAUUAUUCCGUAGUAUUGUUCCAUUAUUCUCUUUUCUGGAAGCCCCAUACAGACCAUCAUGCAUAAUGAUUGAGUAGUUUUAAUUUGUUGGUUUAUUGUUUUAAAUUCUAAAUAUGUUAGUACAAUGUUAAGACGUACUUUUCAUGUAAUGUUACGGUCAUGUCACUUUGUACCUGUAAAAAGUGAAACUCCUUAGAAAUGUAGACCCUGUUUUUUAUUGUAAUUAUUUGGGCAUUCCGGGAUGAUUCUUCAACUCCGUAGUCGACAUUGGUGUUGCAUUUGAAGGUUAAAGUGGUAAUUUUAUUGGUUUAGAAUCAUAAUCAGAUGUUCAUCACAAAUUAAAAUCAUUCCAUGGAUGAUAAUUUUGUAAAACACUAUUUUGACGAAAUGUUUUCGGAUUUUAUAAAUUUCAUAUAUGAAAAAAGAUUAAAAGUGUGACUUAAUUUGAAAUACGGGUGUGUGAGUUUUUCAUCACAGUGUGUUUAUGAUCGAUAAGAAAGUGUAUAUAAUGUGUAAACAUUUAAGAGCAUAAAAGAUGAGAGUGAGGGAGAGAGAGAGAGAGAGAUUUAAUAUUCCUUCCUCUUGUAAAUAGAUUAAAUGAGAAAACUGGCCAGAGCAUAUUUUAAGGUCUCUCGCCGGGAAAUCUUCUAAUGACAAUUUAGACGAUCUGCCAAGUAAAUUUUUCUAGUGUCAUUUUGUUUUGUUAUUGUUUUUUCUUUAUGAAAUGUAUAUCAUAAUUGCAUUUACUUUUGAUAAAAAUUAACGUAAGAAACAUUUGAGAAAGUUGAAAUACCAGAGUAUCUAUGCAUUUCUUAUAUUGUACUUUUGUAUAUAUGAGAAACAACACAAUAAUAUGGAAAUAAGAACUAUGUGUAGUUCAGACCACAUUUUACCUGUGUCAGCAUUUUAUCCAUAUUUCUACAAUGGACAAUCAACUAUUUUCAUUGUUGUUUUGCAUUUAGGCAGUAUGAGAUAACAAAUCAAAUGGAAUUCGUUUUUAAAAUGACAUUUUAAAUUUUAUUAAUACCUAUCUGAAAAUAUGCUAAAGUUAAGUUUCAACUACACGUAUUCCAUAAGGAUAGUAACAGCUUUGGCGUUGGUUUUUACCUAUGGUCAUUUGUUACAGUAAUAUGUUAUUAAUGCCAAUGAACACUAUGUUUGUCAAUAAUGGAUGCAGUCUAAGCUUGCAGUUAUCUAUUAUUUAACAUGCAAAACACUGUAUUAAUAUUAUCAUUUGCUUGUAUUUGCCGAUGGGAUUUUUUUCAAAACAAUUUUACACAUUUUACCUAAGUGCUGGAGAACUCUGUUGUCGUUACAUUAUACUUGACAGUUCUAACAGCAACUUCAAAAGAGUGCUAAUUUUGUAAAUACUUUUUGUCAUUGUUACUGCAUUUCAAGUUGUUAAAAGUGUGUGAAUAAAGGGUAUGAACUAUA